Schistosoma haematobium is the source of this 4913-nucleotide messenger RNA. Its product is annotated as Protein disulfide-isomerase. The transcript is spliced from 7 exons. Gene Ontology annotation, cellular component: endoplasmic reticulum. Gene Ontology annotation, molecular function: protein disulfide isomerase activity. Bases 119 to 1567 code for a protein of 482 amino acids. Gene Ontology annotation, biological process: response to endoplasmic reticulum stress; protein folding. The record is from RefSeq and is a predicted model, not a curated record. NCBI's taxonomy places the organism in Eukaryota, Metazoa, Platyhelminthes, Trematoda, Strigeidida, Schistosomatidae.
AGUUGCAACCACUUGAAGCGUGCUAACAAAAUCUUGGAAAUUGAGGAUUGUACAAAGCUUAUAUGUUGUGUUUGUUGAAAUAGCCAGGUAAGCAAACGUGUCAUUGCUACGUACAACUAUGAAGUUAUCCGUUGCCAUCGUUGUUGUUUCCCUUGUUUUGGCUGCGUCAGAAGUCACUGAAGAAGAUGAUGUGCUUGUAUUAAAUAAAAAGAACUUUGAUGAUGUCAUCAAGAACAAUAAGUUUGUUUUGGUUGAGUUCUAUGCUCCUUGGUGUGGUCACUGUAAGGCUCUUGCCCCAGAGUACAGUGCAGCAGCCAAAAAGUUAAAGGACAAAGGUUCACUAGUCAAACUUGCUAAAGUGGAUGCUACUGUCGAAGACGAACUUGCGUUCAAACAUGCUGUCAAGGGAUAUCCGACUUUAAAGUUCUUCCGAAACGAACAACCCAUUGACUUUGGAGGCGAAAGAGACUCUGACGCAAUUGUAAACUGGUGCUUGAGAAAAUCCAAACCUCCCGUGGAGUAUAUUGAGUCAUUAGAUAGUUGUAAGCAAUUUAUCGACAAGGCUACCAUUGCAAUAUUGGGUUUUAUCAAGGAUACGGACUCCUUGGAUUUGGCAGAUUUCGAAAAAGUGGCCGACGAGUUAGAUGAUGCUGAUUUUGCAAUAGCUAACUCCAGUGAUAUUUUGACUGAGUAUGGUAUCACCCAGACACCAAAAAUUGUUUUGUUUAAAAAUUUCGACGACAAUCGUGUUGAAUAUACGGGAGAAACACUGGGAAAUUUAAAGCAUUUCGUACAGGUGGAAAGUGUCCCUCUUGUGUCAGAAUUCUCUCAGAAGACCGCUGGAAUUGUAUUUGGAAGUCCAAUUCAAAAACACAUCGUCUUCUUUCUCUCAAAAUCAACAGACCACUCGGAUCUCGUUGGUAAGCUGACGGAAGUUGCAAGACAAUUCAAAGGCAAGCUCCAUGUGGUAUACGUCGACGUUGAUGUCGAAAACAACUUACGUGUGUUGGAAUUUUUCGGGCUUUCGAAAAAUGAUGUCCCAACUUACCGAAUUAUCGAACUUGGUGAAGAAACAACUAAGUAUAAACCAGAUACUAACGAUUACUCUGUUUCCGCAAUGUCUGAUUUCGUUCAAAGAACAAUCGAUGGGAAAGUCAAGCCUUUCCUUAUGAGUGAAGAAAUACCAUCAGACCAAACAGGUGCUGUUAAAGUUCUUGUUGGGAAAAAUUAUAACGAUGUAGUUAAAGAUAAAUCAAAAGACGUGUUCGUCAAACUGUAUGCUCCUUGGUGUGGCCAUUGCAAGGCUCUUGCUCCGGUUUGGGAUGAAUUGGGUGAGACUUUCAAAAACUCAGAUACGGUGAUCGCAAAAAUGGAUGCUACAGUUAAUGAAGUUGAAGAUCUUAAAGUUACCAGUUUUCCAACUCUGAAGUUUUACCCCAAGAACUCGGAUGAGGUUAUCGAUUACACAGGUGAUAGAUCUUUUGAAGCCCUGAAAAAGUUCGUAGAGUCUGGUGGUAAAUCCAGUGAAGCAACUAAACAAGAAGAUCAAAUAAAGGAUGAACUCUGAAGCUGCUUCUCAAAUGGCUUUAUUUUGCUUUUGUCCUCAUAUCCCUUUGCUCUAAAGAUCUGUUUUUUUUUUUCAUGUAUGUUCAAAAAGCAAUGAGCUUUAGUUUCAUUUGUCCAUUACCUAGUUGUUUGUAGGCACAUAUUCGUUCAUGAAGUGCCCUUUGACAGUGCAUUUCUGUGAAAAUGUUCCCCAAGUUUUUUUUUGUACCAUCUUAAUUGUUUUUCUUUUUAAGCAUUUUUGAAUUCUGCUAAAUUAAACUUGUUGUAUUUAUUUGUAAAUUCAACUUGUAUAGUAAACAUGGAAGGAUUUAUGCUACAUUUAAUCUUUAGAUAUUGCAAAUGCUACAUUAGCUUUUACUAAAUAGCAUAAUUAAGGUGUAUUCGUCGGGAUUGACAUUUCAGAUGGAUUGUAAAGUCUUUUAUUAUAGGUGCUAAUACUCAUUCCUCUAAAAUCAGUAAAUUGAUAUCUCUUUUAAAAGAAUACUCGCUUCAUUGGUCAUUCAACCAAUAUUUUUGAGUAGUUUCCAAUUUCCUAGACGGUUAGAAUUUGUUUAUGUUCCUUUCCUUGUAUCAUUGGUGGGACAACAGAAUCCUUAAUUGAAUUAAUUUGUGUUCCACUCAGGUUGAUAUUGCUCAGUCGCACAUAAAAUGAGUGAUGUGCAUCGUAAUAUUUAAAACUAAAGACAUUUGAUAGCACUGUGACUCGUAAGUAUUUGUACAUGCUGUUAGGUUUGAAGAUAAUGAAUUUUUGCGCAUAAGUUGUUCAUAUAUUAGAUGGAUGCUUUCCGUAGAAGUAUUUGGUAGGUUUGCUUUUUAGUAUCAGCUUCCAAAGACCAAGGCAUCAAGUAACUUGAUGUAUCUCACUGAUGACAUAUGCCAGGAUCUCACGCCCACUGAGGCUAAGUUCAAAAUACAGGCUUCUAGGUAUUGAGUGAUAUUAGUUAGUAUCUUUGUGCGAAGAAUAAGAUGAAUACUGUUCGGGAUGUUUACGGUUAACAUCAGAUCCGUAGAAACUUAUUGUUCAAGGUUUCAGAUGACACGGUAUAAUUAGAGGUGAUAGAUGCACAGGAAUCCGAAGUAUCAUUUAUAGUGUUAAUUGUGAAAUUAAUGUAUAAUCAUUCUUGUAAAUGGAGCGAAAGGGAGUGUAAACUCAUGACUUCAGAAAAUGGAGGGUCAAUACGAUGUAUUACGCCACUGCAAUUAAUUUAGAACAUAAACGCAGGGCGAAGUAAACAGCUCAAAUGCAACGUAGAAUGUUUUGGAGGUUCAACAAGGUACUCCAGCCUUGGGAGCAAUUUCGUCCGAAUACAGGUCUGGUUCCGUCUCUUGCAUAUACACAACUGCUAUCCGUCCUCAGGAAAUUCAAAUAGGCUCUCGACAGUCAAGUUCCUUCUCAUUGACAUCUCCAAAUGACCGUCAUUGCAUUUCCUUGAAGGCAUGCUCAUCAAAAGACCCAAGCGAAGUCGGUGUUUCAUAAAUAUGUUUGUUUCCCACCCUUGUAAUAUUUAUUACCCUUUAAUCUGACUCAGUCACGAUUUAAAAAAUCCCUGGUAAUAUGAUUUGGAGUAUAUGUUGUCCCUUUUCCAACCAGUCAGUACUAUUGGUUAAGAUUGUGAGUCGCUGAUGGGAAUCUGGGAAAUGAAUGAACCUAGGUGCGCUUUUUUUUCUUUAUAGGAAUUUAUGGAGUUUAAAUUAUUAAUGCAGUAAUACCAAGAUCCCUACCCCAGUUACAAAGAAUUUCGGUCUAUGUUGGUGAACGUGCAGUUUUCCUACGAUAGCAACGUAAUUUUAGUGUUGUUUCGGUUUUAAAGUGAUCCUAAUGUGAUAUCUGCUAUCCAGCUUAUUUUUUGGUAAGAACAAACAACCGUAUUAUUCCUUCAUUGUGCUGGGCCUAUUUAAAUAGUCCAAACUAAUUGCUGUACAUGCCUUCGUGUUACUAAGUAUGUAGGGUUUGGACGUUGUCAAUGAUGUUCAGCCACUAUAUAUAUAAACUGGUAGUAAGGAAUAUAUCCAUGAAGAAGAUACCAUUCACAGUAUUAUAAAUAAAUCGUAUCUGAAACAAUCGAGAAUUUCUACCAAAUAUCACUACAGAUCUUGCUAAUCAGUCAGAGGCUCAGUGACACGAGUUGGUCGGUAGAUUCAUCGUAGUUUGUUAACAAAGUCAAUAUUACAAUGUUAAGCCUUAGCUCGAGAUCUUAUUUGUUUGAACACAAAUAUUGGUACAAGGGGUCACCAGAUACGUAAUAAUGAGGAUAGAAAGAGAAAAAAAUGUAAGGUGCGUGUAAAAAGAACAAUAACGACCACAAAUUAGUGUAAGGUAGUGUAAUAAUAAUAAUGGGGGAAAUGGAAAGGUACAACCAGAAGAAAUCUUUCAGUUAAGGAACUUACAACCACUUCUUAUGAAGAAAGUAAGAGGAGGUUACAGCAGGAUCGCCACUGGCUUCUAUUCUAAGCCAUAUCUGAUAACGUCUUUAGCCACUGUGUUGCACCAUCUCUCGGACCCCAGUCAGGGAGUCGUGAAGGACCAACACAAGCCAGUCCUUUACAGCUUUCUUUCAUGCCACGAAACCAUAUCAUAUACUGACCACAUCUCCGCAUUUUCCAACCAGUCCCAGAGUCGGCAAGUAAUGCACGACGAGGAAUUCUCUGGGACGACAUUCGUAGAACAUGUCCAAGCCACCGAAGUCAGUGUUUCAAGAUGGUGACACCAAUUGCAUUAUCGUCUUUGUGCCCGAAAACACGAUGCCGAACCUCUGCAUUACCAACAUGGUGGUGCCACUGGAUGUCAGCAAUCCUUCGGAGACAACGAUGAUCAAACACAGAGUCGUCUAACGUCCUCAACUCGGAGAGGCCAGGUUUCACAAGCAUAGAGCAAAACUGCUCUCACGGACGCGUUGUAGAUCCGACCUUUUACAGCCAGACUGACAUCACGAAGGCGCCAAAGAUGGCCCAGAUUGGCAUAGGCCGCUCUGUCUUUCACUAUACAUGAAUCGAUCUCAUCACUCACACCCCCACCAGCUCUUAUGCAGCUACCCAGAUACACGAACUUCUCGACUACUUCUAUCUGCUCACUACUCAGGGUGAGUACAGGAUCAGGGUCCUGCCAGUCUUGUAAAAGUGCUAUGCUCUUAGAAGGUGCGAAGCACAUACCAUACCUACGGACACUGAUUGCGGAUUGCAUAUCUUGGGGAUUAUCGCACAGUAAGACAAUAUCAUCCGUAUACUAAAUGUCGAGAAGUCUUUCUCCCGGUGAUAGAUCCACCCAUAUUUUAUAAGUGGUGUGUGAUCUUACUUAAUACAAUAAAUUGGUUUACAUUAUCUGAGCCUUCAUUCAUUACAGUGCUACA